Messenger RNA from Fraxinus pennsylvanica, 2832 nucleotides. NCBI's taxonomy places the organism in Eukaryota, Viridiplantae, Streptophyta, Magnoliopsida, Lamiales, Oleaceae. The record is from the annotation of a GenBank genome assembly.
AUGGAUGACCUGGAUGUGCUGGCACGGGAUUUUGGGUUCCGACCCCAAGGAAAAUCAAAUCCAAUGAGAUCCGACCAGGCGGAUCGCCGCCCCGCCCGAUCUGUUGACGAUCAGAAUCGUGAUGGGUUGUUGUUCAACGAUGUAUUCGGUGGGCCUCCUAAGUAUACUUCGAGUUCGAGUUCUAAUAGUAAUAACAAGCCGUCGUCCAUGAAUGAUUUUGACUAUGAAUCGAUUUUUAAGUCGGAAUCGAAAGUUUCAAACAGUAAUACAGGCGGUAAUAAAACGUCGUCCUUGCCGGUGUACGAUAAGCCUGUUUAUGAUGAUGAUAUAUUCGAUGGUUUGCCGGGGUUGAAGAACAAAUUGGGUCCUUCCUCGGUCAGAUUUGAGGAUGAUGUGUUUGCUUCAAUUGCAUCGCCGUCCGCAAAGAGCAAGAAUCAAAAUAAUUUUGAUGAUUUAUUGGGGAACUUGGGUGGAAAUGACAAGUUUGGGGAGAACAACAGCAGCAAGAGCAGCUCUACUUCGCGAGGGUUCGAUGAUUUGUUAGCUGGGUUUGGGAGUGGCGUUCCUGCCAGGAGCAACAGACCAAUAUCAGAGUCAAGUCGAGGCUCCAUACGAACCGACAACACAACUUCAAACGUGAUGGAAGAACCUUUUGUAGUUAUGGAAUCAACAUCAACCCCCGGAUCAUCGUCAGGGGUAUCUACCGAUCCACUGGAGGAGAUUGGUAAGCUUGGUAAAUCUAGAAGUGCAAGGGCUGAGGCAUCCUCUGUUAGUGAUGGAGUAUUUGAUGACUUAGAUCCUCUUAACGGAUUUGGAAAACCUGUCCAUCCAUUUUCUCCUGGGAGAGAUAAUGGAGGUAAGGACGGGAGCCCCUCAAGAACAGGAACACCUGUAUCUUCUGGUUUUAGAGAGCAGACAGGGAAAUCUUCUUACAGAUAUUCGGGGAGCAAUGUGGAGAAGAAGGUUCCUUUUGACAAUUUUCAGGAACCUCCCUUGUUCGAUGUGCCAGAUGUUUCAUCAUAUUCACACAAAUCCUUUGAUCAGUCUUCCCCUCCUCCGAACUACGAAACAACCUCCCAGGUUGAUGCGUCUCAGUCAGUAGAAGAGCAGGGACUGCAAUCAGAUGAUGUAUGGCUUACCGUAUCAGAGAUUCCUCUUUUUACUCAACCCACGAGUGCUCCACCCCCUUCACGAUCACCUCCACCAAUUCCUCGUCAAACUUCAAAGUCCGAAACUGGUACCUUCUCUUCAAAUUUGAGAAAGAAGGAUGAUGAAUUUUCUUCUCCCAGGAGUUAUAAUCAAUACUCUCAAAGUCCUAACGUUGCUCAACCUGCAGCCAAGAGCCCUCCAGUUUCACAGUUGGAGGAACUUGAUGAUUUUGCCAUGGGUAGGUACCAUUUCAGUGUUGAUGAAAGUGCCCAUUUUCAUGCUAGUGAAGAGAAUAAUGUGACCUCUGCAGCCGCUGCAUCUGCAGCUGCUAUGAAGGAGGCUAUGGAUAAAGCUGAGGCUAAAUUUAGACAUGCUAAGGAAGUACGUGAAAGAGAAUAUGCAAAGGCUGCUAGAAGUAAGGAAUCUUUGCAUCUGGAAAAAGAUGACCAGCAAGAUGCUCUGGAGAGAGAAUUUAGGGAAAACCAGGAGAAAUUAGAGCGUGAAAGGAAACAAGUGGAAGAGGAAGAGAGAGAACAAAGGAGACUUGAGAGGGAGAGGGAGAGAGCAAAGCAGAUUGAAAGAGAAAGGGCUAGACAGGCUGUAGAAAGGGCUACCAGGGAAGCACGUGAAAGAGCAGCUGCUGAAGCUCUCUCAAAAGCUGAAAGGGCCGCUGUUGGGAAGGUAAAUGCUGAAGCCAGAGGACGUGCUGAAAGAGCAGCAGUUCAGAGGGCACAAGCUGAAGCCCGUGAAAGAGCUGCUGCUGAAGCUAGAGAAAGAGCGGAAAAGGCUGCUGCAGAAGCUAGAGAAAGAUCUGCUUCAGAAGCAAGGGAGAAAGAAGCACGAGAAAAAGCUGCGGUUGCAAGGGCUGAAGCUGAGGUAAGGCGUCGAGCUGAACGAGCUGCUGUUGAAAGAGCUGCAGCAGAGGCUAGGGAGAGAGCUGCUGCAGAAGCACGAGAUAAGGCAGCAGCUGCUGCUAAGAUGAGCCAACAAAAGAAUGAUAAUGAUCUGGAGUCCUUUUUCAGCAUGGGAUCUCGACCAAGCAGUGUACCUAGGGCCAGAACAGAUUCGGUUGAUCCUCUAUUCAACCAGCAAUUCCAGGACAAGGCAGGAUCUGAAGCCGCAAAGAGGACAUCAUCUUCUAGUGGGGCCUCCAAUAUGCGAAAAGCUUCUUCCACUACUAACAUCGUAGAUGACCUAUCUUCUAUUUUUGGAGCUGCUGAAUCAUCUGGAACAUUCCAGGAUGUUGAAGGGGAAACUGAAGAAAGAAGAAGAGCAAGACUCGAGCGCCACCAACGCACUCAAGAGCGGGCUGCCAAAGCACUUGCUGAAAAGAACCAGCGGGAUCUUCAAGCUCAAAGGGAUCAGGAAGAAAGACAUAGGGUUGCUGAAACAUUGGAUAUUGAAAUCAAGCGUUGGGCUGCGGGGAAAGAAGGAAAUUUGCGUGCUCUACUGUCAACUAUGCAAUAUGUGCUUUGGCCUGAAUGUGGAUGGCAGCCUGUUUCGCUGACAGAUUUGAUUACUGGUGCCUCUGUCAAAAAAGCUUACAGGAAAGCUACCCUUUGCAUCCAUCCUGAUAAGGUGCAACAAAAAGGUGCCACUCUCCAACAAAAGUACAUUGCUGAGAAGGUGUUUGACCUGCUUAAGGAAGCCUGGAACAAAUUUAACUCGGAGGAGCUUUUCUAA